AUGGACGGCAAUGACCGUCGGCGCACCCAGUAUGGACCACCAUACCAAUCACAUGCGCCAUCGCGCCCUCUACCAGGAGAAGCCAUGGGUCCACCCUCAGGCGAUAGGUUUACACAGCCAGCAACGCCAGCGAGAACGGAUAUUGGGAGACCUUCAAUGACGCGACCAUAUCUUUCGGGCUAUACUGGCUAUGGAUAUCAAGAGCCGCAGUAUGGGAGCUCCCACCUGCAGAGUAGUAGCCCGAUGCAAGGAGUUGAGAUGCAAUACUCACCCGCAUACCUGUCGCAGGCAUCCAGACAGCAACAAGUCCAGGCCUCUCCAUCCCAACAACAGCACCAGCCGUUUUCGCAGUACGCCGCCUCCACCAUGCUUCCGCCAGUGGGACCACAGGGUCUUUACGAAAGCAUCCCUUUCCAGCAGCGACAGACGGCACUCGAGGUGAUGACAAGCCAAUUUGCGAUGCCCCAGUACAUGCAGCAGAGCGAGCAUGCAGGAGCGACGUUGAGUUCCGGCCCGGCUCAGUACCUGACUUCUCAACCGGAGCAGAGCAGCUAUGGCCAUGUGGCUGUGACUCGACCACCUAUAGGUCAAUCUUAUGCUGCGGGGCAUGUCGACUUUCCUGUCAUGGAACAAGCGGAGCCAGAAGCUCCAGCUGUAUUGAGCGGCGUCCAAGCAGCGCUCGAACAGGGUCUGCGAGACUACCACCAGCAGCUGAGGGCCACUUUCGAUGCGAUCAUUGCGGGCAGAGUAACAGCAGCCAGCGAGAAACUGCUUGCUCUCUCUCGGUGGCUGGUCAACUCUGUGACUGCUUUGGGUCUGCACCAUGACGACGAGACGAGACAUGCGGAGCGCAUUGACUUCUGGCGAGAAUUGAAUCUAUGCUGGGAGGCUCUGGGACAAAAGCAAAAAGAAAUCACAGAAGAAGCCUUGAGAACAAAGAGACAACCUGUGGAUGUGCUCUCGGCCGAAGCGGUGACGAGUUUGGUAGAGGAAUUGGUGAGCAUGUGCGAUCAACUCGAACAGUAUGGACUCGUCGACUUUGAAAUGGGCAUCUGGGAAGAGCAGAUUGUCCGCAUCUUCUCAGUCUGCCUCGACCUCCUGCCUCGUGGUGGACUCAAACGACAAUCAAACGAGAGCCCAAGCUGA
Molecule: messenger RNA, 1146 nt
Organism: Cladophialophora psammophila CBS 110553
Lineage: Eukaryota; Fungi; Ascomycota; Eurotiomycetes; Chaetothyriales; Herpotrichiellaceae
Exons: 2
Coding region: 1-1146 (381 amino acids)
Source: RefSeq, a predicted model, not a curated record